GGCUUCCACACUCCACUGGCAAGUCUCAACCCGACAAACAAUUAAUUAGUCAAGCAUUUCAAAUUUCUCUACUUCCACCCGAAAAUGGGGAAGACAUUAAUGGAUGAAGCAAUUGCCAGCAGCUCCAUUGCACUUGUUGGAGUGGUUAUGUUUUUCUUAAUGAUUAUUAAGUGGCUCAUUGUGCAAUUCUUGCUACACUUGUCAAGUUUAAGGUAUGCACUUCAAUUCUUUGUAAUUAAUUGUGGUGUGAACAAUGUUAACCUCGAUGAUCAGACCAAGAUCACAACCGAGAAAGCUUGCACUUACAAAGUAGGUGUCGAAGAGAACACGAAAGACCUGGGUGAGAAGAAACUGUGUUUAGGAGAAUUAGCAUCGGUUAUGGAGAACCUGGGAAGUCUAUGCGGUGAUAACGGGUCUAAGGAGAUGGCUGACUUGCUUGAGGAGGAACCCAGCUUGGAGGAAGUAAAAGAAGCCUUCCAUUUGUUUGAUGAAAAUACCGAUGGGUUCAUCGAUGCAGGGGAGAUCAAGAAGGUUCUCCAUGUAUUAGGUUUCGUCCAAGCUUCGGAGUCAGAAUGCAAAAGAAUGAUCAAGACCUUCGAUCACAAUGGAGAUGGACGUAUAGACUUUGAGGAAUUUGUUAAGCUUAUGGAGGAUAGCUUCUGCUGAAUUGAAGAACCUAAAUUCGUCAAAAAAUUUCAGAAGAGUGGCCUAGCUAAUAGUUCAAAGUUCACGUAUUGCUUGCUUCCUUUCUUUCCUUCUUUCUUUCUUUGUUUCUUUUAUUCUACCAGUGUUUUAAAAUCAACUAGACUACCGCUUUCAUGUUCUUGUAAGGGUAAGGCUCCAAGUUGCAAAAGGAGUAAUAAUAAUGUAAAAAUAUCUACUUUAAGCAUAAAGAUGCAAAGUAUUUUAAGUUUUACU
Rosa rugosa (rugosa rose) is the source of this 918-nucleotide messenger RNA. RefSeq names its product probable calcium-binding protein CML46. Bases 85 to 666 code for a protein of 193 amino acids. The record is from RefSeq and is a predicted model, not a curated record. Gene Ontology annotation, molecular function: calcium ion binding. NCBI's taxonomy places the organism in Eukaryota, Viridiplantae, Streptophyta, Magnoliopsida, Rosales, Rosaceae. The transcript has a single exon.